GCCCAUUCCGUUAAGGGGGAUUCAUUAUUCAACAUCUUUCCGGCCCGAGAACAUCUACAUUUUUACUCUAGUUUAAAGGCAUAUUUCGUCAAAAUUCUUUUGUAGCCUUUUGCUUUUUUUGAGUUCAAACUUUACGGAUAUGGGCUGUACACCUGGCGGACCCUGCUGCGGACCCUGCUGCGGACCCUGCUGCGGACCUUGCUGCGGACCUUGCUGCGGACCUUGCUGCGGACCUUGCUGCGGACCCUACUGCGGACCCUGCUGCUGGCCUUGUGGUGGGUGUGGACCCUGCUCGCCCAGCUGUGGACCCAUGGAAAAACGUAACGGUCUCCAAAACUGCAAUCUAUAAUGUUGCGCACUGCAGUGCGUUAAACAGCAUAGCCUAAAACUAGAGUAAAAAUAAAGGCCGGAAAUUAUGAGAAGUCGA
Molecule: messenger RNA, 427 nt
Organism: Drosophila kikkawai
Lineage: Eukaryota; Metazoa; Arthropoda; Insecta; Diptera; Drosophilidae
Product: male-specific sperm protein Mst84Dd-like
Source: RefSeq, a predicted model, not a curated record